AUGUUUUGGUCUGUCAUCAUCGCCGGUGUGUCUAUGGCCCCGAAAUCAAAUGCCUCGGCCAACACGGCCGUUCUAGCCUUCAUGAUUACAUGGUCGAUGCUAUACACCGCCACUGUUGGAUGUUACGGUUGGGCUGUAGCUCAAGAGACCGCCGCACAAGCGACACGUCCGAAGACAAUCUCGUUCGUCUUGAUCUGUCAGCAGCUGACGGCUCUGUUGCUGUCGUCUGUCUUUCCCUACUUCAUCAAUCCCGAUGAACUCAAUUGGGGUGGUAAGGUUAUGUUUUUGUUCGUCGGAGUUGAACUCUUCAUCAUGGCUGGUCUUUACUUUCUUCAGCCGGAGACUCAGAACCGUUCCUACACGGAUAUCGAUGCGCUCUAUGCCGGCAAGGUUUCUCCGCGAAAGUUCCCAGACUUUGCUGUUGUAGAUGGUCAGGCUGUCAGGGUCAAGCAGGAGGGCACUUGGCCUGCGCGGGUGUUCGACAGAACUCGCCAUGUCAAAGAGGGUCUCUGUUGA
This is a messenger RNA of Penicillium brevicompactum, 516 nucleotides long. RefSeq lists its product as uncharacterized. Gene Ontology annotation, biological process: carbohydrate transport; transmembrane transport. The coding region runs from base 1 to 516 and encodes 171 amino acids. The record is from RefSeq and is a predicted model, not a curated record. Gene Ontology annotation, cellular component: membrane. Gene Ontology annotation, molecular function: carbohydrate:proton symporter activity. The transcript has a single exon. NCBI's taxonomy places the organism in Eukaryota, Fungi, Ascomycota, Eurotiomycetes, Eurotiales, Aspergillaceae.